AUGUCGUCCCUCUUUGUGAGGGACACCAAGAGCUUGGUCAGAGAGCUGGGCAGGAGAGGCGAACUGGUGCCCGUUGACAGCCUGACCAGCGCCCUGCACCUGCGUCCCUUCUGCCUGGUGAGGAAGAAGCUCAGACGCCACCCUUGGCCUUGGGACACGCCCCUCAUCCCCACGGUCUUCACCCUCAUGGAUGUGCUGGAGCCUGACUCCCCCGUCCCAGAGGUGAGCCGGAGCGAACCCAUCCACAUCCAGGAGGUGGUGGCAGGAGCCGUGACAGGGGCCGUGAGCGUGAGCCCCGGGCUGCAGGGGAAGGUGAUGGGGAGCAGCGGGGUGACCCGCACAACUACCCUGGUUGUGCAGACCCUCUGGGUUUCCCCUCACACCUGGGAGACGCUGGUGGAGAAGAGGAAACUGAGGACUCCAAGGCCCUCAUUCUUCAGGGAGCUGCAGAACCGGAAGGAGAGGGAGAGCCUGUAUGUGGUGACAGAGGCCGUGGAGACCAUGCAGGACACCACGCAUCAGAGCAGCAGCAACGCUGUGGGAGCAGGGCAGCUCUCCCUCCUCGGGCUGAGCCAUUUACAGCUCCAGGGUCAGAGCCACAUGGCCAAGGAGAAGACGGUGACCGUCCCGAGGGGCACUGUCCUGGCCUAUAGGGUGCUGCAGCUGGAGAUCGAGGGGGAUCGCUGGGCUGUGCUGUACCUGCCUGAAGGCAAGCUCUGCAGAGACACUGGCGGAGGCUGGACCCUAGACGAGGAGCCCAACUUCCAGGGCCUGCAGAGGCAGGUGGGUGCCCAGCUGCAGGACAUGGCCACGCUGCUCCCUGGGCUGCGGCACACACUGCUGGAUGCCCUCCAAGAGCUGCUCAAGGACUCUCAGGCACUGCAGGAGCUCGAGGACACGCUGGAGCAGGCCCUGGACACUGGAGUGCCGGCACAGCUGGGCGGCCCUGGGGCCUGCAUCCUAAGCACCCUCCAGGACCCCUCGGGCAGCCUGUCGACCUCGAAAGGCCGGGCCAUCCUCUGCGUUCUUGGAGCGCUAGUGGUGCUGAGCGACACCCAGCGUUGCCUGCUGGCCCAGUCCCUGGAGAGAAGGAUCCUGCCUCGGCAGCUGGAGCUGGUGAGAGCCUGGGAGGUGGAGAGCAUCUUAGAGGCAAACUUCAAUCAGAUGGAGGAAACACCCUUCUCCCUCCCACGGGAAGUCCUCUCAUCGCUACAGAGCGAGGACGCGGCCCUCACCCUGAGCCUGGCGGAGAGCUGUGGGCUGGAGCUGCAGGGACCCGGCCACCAGCUCCUCUGGGACCCUGAUGUGGUGCCACAGUUGUCUGCACUGUAUGGGUCCCUUGCAGGGCUGCAGCUGCUGGCCAACCCCAGCCCUGCGGCCCCCUCUGCUGAUGCCUGA
Molecule: messenger RNA, 1398 nt
Organism: Equus quagga
Lineage: Eukaryota; Metazoa; Chordata; Mammalia; Perissodactyla; Equidae
Product: gasdermin-A-like
Exons: 9
Coding region: 1-1398 (465 amino acids)
Biological process (GO): defense response to bacterium; pyroptotic inflammatory response
Molecular function (GO): phosphatidylserine binding; phosphatidylinositol-4,5-bisphosphate binding; phosphatidylinositol-4-phosphate binding
Source: RefSeq, a predicted model, not a curated record